AUGUACUUCGCUCGCGAGCACCUUGCGUUUGAUGAUGACCUGCUCUUCGGGAGGUCUGAUUCCGACUACGAAAGCGAUGGCGACCUCUUCCUCCCGAGGCGUCGGAGCCUUUUCCCUCGCGUUCCCCAGGCCGAUUCUUUCAUCAGCCUCCAGGUGGUGGACUGCUACUUCACCCAGGACACGGUGGCUUGCCGGUUCCGCCAUGGGAUCAAAGCUGGGGCUUUCCUCUCGGAUGUGGUCGCGGAGGUUCGAGCGGGUGUCAUCCACCCCAAUGACAUGGGCUUAACGGUUUUUGAACACGCUGGUCGGUACUACACCUUCAACAACCGCACGCUCUAUGUGAUGAAGCAUGCGGGUGUCAACAUGGUAAGAGCGAAGCUCUGGAACCGGCCAAACAACUACCAUUCACGCAUCUGCUUCGGAAAGAACGCAGCGAUGCGCUAG
Messenger RNA from Symbiodinium sp. CCMP2456, 444 nucleotides. The record is from the annotation of a GenBank genome assembly. Lineage: Eukaryota; Dinophyceae; Suessiales; Symbiodiniaceae.